Messenger RNA from Gaeumannomyces tritici R3-111a-1, 2106 nucleotides. Its product is annotated as vacuolar protein sorting-associated protein 1. Gene Ontology annotation, cellular component: microtubule; cytoplasm; membrane. Gene Ontology annotation, biological process: peroxisome organization. Gene Ontology annotation, molecular function: microtubule binding; GTPase activity; GTP binding. The transcript is spliced from 5 exons. The record is from RefSeq and is a predicted model, not a curated record. Bases 1 to 2106 code for a protein of 701 amino acids. NCBI's taxonomy places the organism in Eukaryota, Fungi, Ascomycota, Sordariomycetes, Magnaporthales, Magnaporthaceae.
AUGACGGCUCAACAGCCCUCGCUCAGCACGCCGGGAGGCAUCUCGGAUCCUGCCCUUAUCACACUCGUCAACAAGCUGCAGGAUGUCUUCGCGACCGUCGGUGUCACAAACCCCAUCGACCUGCCGCAGAUCGCCGUUGUGGGCAGCCAGUCGAGCGGAAAGAGUUCGGUGCUGGAGAAUAUUGUAGGGAGGGACUUCCUGCCUCGAGGCUCCGGCAUCGUGACGCGACGUCCGCUCGUGCUCCAGCUACACAACCGGCCAGCCGGCACCAACCAAGCAAAUGGCGCCGAGGAGAUGCCCACGGGGGCCGAUAAGCAUGCCAACCCGGACGAAUGGGGCGAGUUCCUCCACAUCCCGGGCCAGAAGUUCUACGACUUCAACAAGAUCCGGGACGAGAUCACGCGGGAGACGGAGGCCAAGGUCGGCCGCAACGCCGGAAUCUCGCCCGCGCCCAUCAACCUGCGCAUAUACUCGCCCAAUGUCCUGACCCUGACCCUCGUCGAUCUGCCCGGGCUCACCAAGGUGCCCGUCGGCGACCAGCCGAGGGACAUCGAGAAGCAGAUCCGGGACAUGGUCAACAAGUACAUCUCCAAGCCAAACGCCAUCGUCCUGGCCGUGACCCCGGCCAACAGCGAUCUCGCCAACUCGGACGGCCUGAAGCUCGCGCGCGAGGUGGACCCCGAGGGCCAGAGGACCAUUGGCGUGCUGACCAAGGUCGACCUCAUGGACGAGGGCACCGACGUGGUGGACAUCCUGGCGGGCCGCAUCAUCCCGCUGCGGCUGGGGUACGUGCCCGUGGUGAACCGCGGCCAGCGCGACAUCGACAACCGGAAGCCCAUCGCGGCGGCGCUCGAGAACGAGAAGAACUUCUUCGACAACCACAAGGCGUACCGGAACAAGAGCUCGUACUGCGGCACGCCGUACCUGGCCCGCAAGCUCAACCUGAUCCUAAUGAUGCACAUCAAGCAGACGCUGCCCGACAUCAAGGCGCGCAUCUCCAGCUCGUUGCAAAAAUACACGGCCGAGCUCGAGAGCCUGGGCCCGUCCAUUCUGGGCGACAGUACCAACAUCAUCCUGAACGUCAUCAACGAGUUCACCAAGGAGUGGCACGGCGUGCUGGACGGCAACAACAACGAGAUCUCGGGCGUCGAGCUGUCGGGCGGUGCCAGGAUCAGCUUUGUGUUCCACGAGCUGUACUCCAACGGCGUCAAGGCCAUCGACCCCUUUGACGUGGUCAAGGACCAGGAGAUCCGGACGUUUAUCUACAACUCGUCGGGCCCGUCGCCCGCCCUGUUUGUGGGCACCCAGGCCUUCGAGACGAUUGUGAAGAAGCAGAUCACGCGCCUGGAGGAGCCCGGCCUCAAGUGCAUAUCCCUCGUGUACGACGAGCUGGUGCGCAUCCUGUCGCAGCUGCUCGCCAAGGCGCUCUACAGGCGCUACCCGGGACUCAAGGAGAAGUUCCACCAGGUUGUGGUCGCCUUCUUCAAGACGGCCAUGGAGCCGACGGUCAAGCUGGUCAAGGACCUGGUGGCCAUGGAGGUCUGCUACAUCAACACGGGCCACCCCGACUUCCUGAACGGCCACCGCGCCAUGGCCAUCGUGACGGAGCGGCUCAACCCCAAGCCCGUGACGCAAGUCGACCCCAAGACGGGCAAGCCCAUCGCGGGCACGCCCGCGCGGGCGGCCAGCCCGGGCGUCCCCGACGCCAACCUGGAGGGCAACAGCGGCUUCUUUGGCAGCUUCUUUGCCGCCAAGAACAAGAAGAAGGCGGCCGCCAUGGAGCCGCCACCGGCGUCGCUCAAGGCGUCGGGCACGCUGUCUGACCGCGAGGUCAUGGAGGUCGAAGUUAUCAAACUCCUUAUUUCGUCUUAUUUCAACAUUGUGAAGCGGACCAUGAUUGACAUGGUCCCCAAGGCCAUUAUGCUUAACCUUGUCCAGUUUACCCGCGAUCAUAUGCACGGAGAAUUGCUCUCCAACAUGUACAAGAACGAGCAGGCGGACGAACUUCUUAAGGAGAGCGACUACACGGUCCGCAGGAGGAAAGAAUGCCAACAGAUGGUCGAGUCGCUCUCGCGGGCGCAGGAGAUUGUGGGUCAGGUGCAGUAG